Molecule: messenger RNA, 261 nt
Organism: Salvelinus sp. IW2-2015
Lineage: Eukaryota; Metazoa; Chordata; Actinopteri; Salmoniformes; Salmonidae
Source: RefSeq, a predicted model, not a curated record
AUGGCCAUCGAAGUGAUCCGAGCGAAGGUGGUGGGGGAGAUGGAGGUGGAUACUGGGAAUGAUAUCUAUGGGAACCCCAUCAAGAGGAUCCAGUAUGAGGUCAAGCAGAUCAAGAUGUUUAAGGGUCCUGACCAGGACAUUGAGGCGAUCUUCACUUCACCGGUCUCUGCUGUGUGUGGCGUUACCUUGGAUACUAGCGGCAAGAAGGAGUACCUAAUAUCCGGUAAGGCUAGUCAUCUGACCUGACCAGACACUGAUGAC